This is a messenger RNA of Boleophthalmus pectinirostris (great blue-spotted mudskipper), 2379 nucleotides long. Its product is annotated as WD40 repeat-containing protein SMU1-like. NCBI's taxonomy places the organism in Eukaryota, Metazoa, Chordata, Actinopteri, Gobiiformes, Gobiidae. The record is from RefSeq and is a predicted model, not a curated record. Gene Ontology annotation, cellular component: precatalytic spliceosome. The annotation marks the transcript as partial. Gene Ontology annotation, biological process: mRNA splicing, via spliceosome. The transcript has 11 exons. Gene Ontology annotation, molecular function: protein binding.
UUACAGGAGGAAACCACGGUCUCUCUGAACACAGUGGACAGCAUCGACAGCUUUGUGGCCGACAUAAACAACGGCCACUGGGACUCGGUUCUGCUCGCCAUUGAAUCUCUCAAGCUGCCAGACAACACUCUCAUUGAUCUAUAUGAGCAGGUUGUCAUGGAGCUGAUUGAGAUGAGGGAGAUGGGGGCAGCUCGCUCUCUCCUCAAACAGACCGACCCUAUGAUCAUGCUCAAACAAACUCAACCUGAAAGAUACAAGCAUCUGGAAAGCCUCCUCACAUGCACCUACUUCGACCCCAGAGAGGCCUACCCAAAGGGAAGCAGCAAAGAGAAGAGAAGAAGGGCAAUCGCUGAGGCCAUGGUGAAGGAGGUGUGUGUGGUGCCUCCAUCGCGGCUUAUAGGACUCCUGGAGCAAGUUGGUACCCAGAGAGUCCGACAGUACCAGGGGCAUCUCUCCCCAGAUAUGGGCUUUCAUUCCCCAAACAAUGAGCCUGUGGAAGAGGAGAGUUAUCCAACACAACUAUACCGCCACAUCAAGUUUGGGAGGAGGUCUCAUGUGGAAUGCGCCCGUUUCUCUCCGGACGGGAAAUACCUGGUCACUGGGUCAGUGGACGGAUUUGUUGAAGUUUGGAAUUACAUCACAGGGAAUAUAAGCAAAGAUCUAAAAUACCAGGCACAAGACAGCUUCAUGAUGAUGGAUGAAGCCGUACUGUGCAUGUGUUUCAGUCCAGAUGGAGACAUACUGGCCACUGGAGCGCAGAAUGGAAAAAUUAAGAUUUGGAAGAUCCAGAGUGGUUUGUGCGUGCGCAGGUUUGAACAUGCGCACAGCAAAGGCGUCACUUGUCUGAGCUUUUCCAAGGACAGUAACCACAUCCUGAGCGCCUCAUUCGACCAGACCAUCAGAAUCCAUGAGCUGAGGUCAGGAAAGACACUUAAGGAGCUAAAUGGGCACACAUCAUUUGUAAACGACGCAUGUUUCACACAAGAUGGAUUUCACAUAAUCAGUGCCUCAUCAGAUGGCACUGUUAAGGUCUGGAGCACAAAAACAUGUGAUUGUGUCCACACAUAUAAAUCACUGACAUCUGAAGUCCCAGUCAACAAUGUGAUUCCUCUGCCACAAAAACCAGAUGAGUUUGUGGUCUGCAAUCACUCCAGCACUGUUGUCAUCAUGAACCUGCGCGGACAAACUAUAAAAAGUUUCAGUGCAGACAGAAAGGAAGGCGCUGGGUUUGUUUGCUGCACUGUGUCUCCCCGUGGAGAGUGGAUUUACUGUGUGGGGGAGGACCUGGUGCUCUAUUGCUUCAGCUACACCACAGGAAGACUGGAGAAAACACUGACCGUUCACGAGAAGGAUGUAAUUGGCAUCGCUCACCACCCACACGAGAGUCUGAUCGCCACCUUUAGUGAGGACGGUCUCUUGAGGCUGUGGAAACCUUGAACUGUCAUCUGUGAGACUGGCAUAUGUAUUUAUGUCCAUUCAAAGGGCAACUCAAAGGCAUUGUUUAGUAAUAACUUUACUAAUGUAUAUGUCAAAAACAACCUGACAUUUCCCGUUCUUCCUUUGAACUAACACUGCCCAUAGCGAAGCAGUUACAGUGCAGCAAACUCCUGUUGUUUAUUUUUAUAUUUGUGGUUAAAGGUCCUGUAUUACACAACAUUGACUCUUGUGAGUUUUGAGCCAUGUUAAAAUGUUGUUACUGCAUCAAAAACGUAACCACAGUUGCGUUUUGUUUUAUUCACAUUUAUUAUUAGUCAUCUUUAACGCUCAAAAUGCUCUGUUACACCUUGUGAAGCCAUGAAGUGGUAGUUUUCAAGUUAACAGCCAACUUUUACCUUUAGUUCAGUAGAGUUUGACAAUUCAAGGGCUGAAAUUAUACAAAUGUUUUUAGUGAUGAUGUAUGGAGUUUAAAAACACAAUGGAGCAUUUCCUGUAUUACCACAUGUAAUCACAAGGUGGAACAGUGUUUUCAGUUUGAGAGAAGAACUAAAUAUGCGGGGUUUGUGUGUUAAACAUGUGUGAAUGAAGCAAAACACAACUCCAGGUAUGUUUUUGAUGAGGAAACAGCAUUGUAACAGAUCAGAAAAUCGUGUAAUAUAGGCCCUUUAAAUUUGUUUGUAACCACUGACGGGGGAAGUGAAGAACAGUUUAUCUCUUCAUGUCGGAGCAAAUCCAAAAUAGCAAUUCUUGUGGGAUGUUAUGGUGGUGAAAUACUUUUGUACUACUGUUUUGUUUUCUGUGUAUCUGCAUGCUACCUCAGUGCAGUGUCUUAAUGUGGCUCUACACGAACUUUCUUAUGAUUAUGAAAUAUGCAUGACAAUAAACCUCACUGGAGCUGUACCAUCACCUGUCAAUCGGUGUGCAUAAUAAACAAUAAAAUCA